AUGAAUUCUAAUAAUAAGGUGGAUUGCGAAUAUCCUGAGCAUUAUAUGCUUGAUAUCGACGAGGUAUUUAUUUAUAUUAUGUUCAGAAGAAACCAGUACAGUAAUAGAAUUUUAUGCCAUUUCUACCUUAUGGAGUCAUAUCCAAUCUUGAGAACCAAGUGAAUCGAGUAAGAAGUUAAGUUGAAAUAAAACAAGAGGAUAGAUAGAUGAUUAAGAAUGAUUCAUAGGCCUCUUUAAAAGAUGAUGUUUUGUGUUUACAAAAUAUAAAAGGAAAUGUGAAGAAUGCAUACAUUAAGAAAAUUAGUUCUCUACUUAAUGUAAGUAUGGAAGAGGAUAAAGAAAAAUUGCUUCCUUCAAAAAGAGUGAAGGAUAAUGUUUCUUCGAACUCUUCGAAAUAAUUUGAGAAUGAGGAUUUAAAGAUGCAAAAGAAUAGGGAAAGUGCCAGAAAUUCGAGAUAAAGGAAGAAGCUAUAUAUUGGGUUAUUGGAGAAGAAGGUUGAAGAUUUGAAUGGGCAAAUAGAGGGACUCAGAUAAUAAACGGAGAUAACAUUCAAGCAUAUUCACAAUAUAAUUGAACAUAAUGCAUGUUUCAAAGGAAUGAUCAUAGAACAAGCACAAAUAUUCGAUUAAUUACAAAGCAAAGACCCAGAGACUAUUGAAGGAUAGGAGAUGCAAGCAUUGCUCACAGACUCUUAUAAAUUAAAAUUUAGUGCCACAGGUUCAAAAAGAAAGCAAUACAUUAGAUAUUGCUUUUAGAAUGUAGCCCGAAUACUGAUGGAUGGUAAUUAUGGUACACUGCUAUUUGGAAGUAAUUGUCUGCCAAAGAAUUGUAUAAUUUAUAAAAGAUUAAUUCAGUUCAAAUUCUGGACGAUGAGGAAUUGCAUGAAUAUGUCAAGCAAUUCAAAGAAAUCACUGGAUGUAGCGAAGACAAAAUGUAGCAUUCAAUAACCCAUAUUGUGAGAAGGAUACUCGAGCAUAAGCACUCAUUUUCUUAGUAAUAUGGAGAAUAUAUCUAUAGUUUAAUUAAAUAGAUGAAAUGCAAAUCCAAAGAUCUGAGGAUAUGUUAACAGUAACUCGAUGAUUAGAUAGAUGAAAUGACAGCUUAAAUGACUCCUCAAUAAUUUACAUCCCUCCUAAUCAAUCUCAAUAAAGUAUGAUAUUAGAAUCAAUCAUAGGAUGAAGUAAAAGUCAAAGAAAAUUUUUCAACGACCAAAUCCGAAAUUUAAGCCUAAUAGUUUCAACAACAACAAUAAUAAUAAUAGUAAUAAUAAUAGCAAUAACUUCUGAACCAAUACAAGUUUUUACCUUAAAUUUCUCUUGAGUUAUUACUUAAUAAUAAGAAUACGCCAUUCUUACUACCAAGUAAUCUAAUGAUAGACCCUCUGUAAUUCAAUGAUUUAAUUUAAAAGAAGCUUUGUAAAUAACCAUGA
Paramecium octaurelia is the source of this 1429-nucleotide messenger RNA. The record is from the annotation of a GenBank genome assembly. Lineage: Eukaryota; Ciliophora; Oligohymenophorea; Peniculida; Parameciidae.